CCUGCUGUUAGCCACCCCCAAGAUGUCCUGCAGAUGGCGCUGUUGAGACGCGGUUGAUGCCGGGCGCAUACAGCGGUUUGGGCCGACGUGAUGCGCGGGGUUCGUGUAAAGAACACAGUGGACCGGGGCAGGAGGCCGUGCGGGCGUCUGCUCCCCGGGUUCGUGGAAAUCGAGUCGUCACUGCCUGAAAACACGCGCUGAAAAGGCGCUUCCUGCUCAACAAUAACUUGCUACCUUUGCUGUGACUUUUACUCCGGCGAAGAUCUGAGCAUGCGCACUUAUGUAUGGGACGGGGAGGACAUCACGGAAAAUCUACUAGAAGCACCACAAACGCAGAGAUUUCGGCUCUCCGCUGCACUAAAACUGCACGACGUGGGCGGCCCGUGACCAUGCCUAGAGCGGCGUUAAGAUGCGGGACGACCGCCUGACAGGCCUGGCCUGGGUCUGAGCCGUUGCCGGGAGGGGAAAUCUAUUUCUUCAUAUGGGAGCAGCAUGCGGGAAAUGGUCGGAGGUUGCUGCGUGUGUUCCGACGAGCGAGGCUGGGCUGAGAAUCCGCUGGUGUACUGUGAUGGACACGGCUGCAGCGUCGCCGUUCACCAAGCAUGCUACGGCAUCGUGCAGGUGCCAACUGGCCCGUGGUUCUGUCGGAAGUGUGAGUCACAGGAGCGGGCGGCACGUGUGAGGUGUGAGCUGUGUCCCCACAAAGAUGGCGCCCUCAAGAGGACAGACAGCGGAGGCUGGGCCCACGUCGUGUGCGCACUCUACAUCCCCGAGGUGCAGUUCGCCAACGUCCUCACCAUGGAGCCUAUCAUCCUGCAGUAUGUCCCACACGAGAGAUACAACAAGACUUGUUAUAUCUGCGAGGACCACGGGAGGGAGAGCAAGGCCGCCUGCGGCGCGUGCAUGACCUGCAACAGACAGGGCUGCAGACAAGCGUUCCACGUCACCUGUGCUCAGAUGGCUGGUCUGCUGUGUGAGGAGGAAGGACCAGAAGCUGAUAACGUGAAGUAUUGUGGCUACUGCAAGCAUCACUACAACAAAAUGCAGAAGAAGUUGCGUUCUAGUGAAAAUACAAGUAGCUCCUUCAGUCAUUCCAGGGGGCGCUCCAGCUCUCCGUCACAGGAAAAACAGCACCACCACCACAGACAGAGGAAGAGUCAUAAAGACAAGAUUCGGCAAAAGGAGCGCCACAAAAAGUCGAGCGACAACCUGAGCUCCGCUGUGACAUCCAGCGGCAUAGAAAAGAUUUCCUCAAGUCACCACAGCAGCAAGGACGGCGAGGGGAAGUCCAAGAAGCUGAGCUCGCACGGUCACAGUCAUCGGAGCAAGAAGACCGGAAGCACCGGCAAGAGCUGCUCCUCAUCGUCCUGCUCCUCCAGUCCAUUCAACACAGGUGGUUCCCUGUCGUCUGCUCAGGAGUUUCAUCAGUUCUUAUCUUCUUCCCGCCUGGAGCGUGAACAUGACCGAGGAGGUGACGACCACAGCGGAGAGGAGCGCAAGGAGCGUCACAGGAGACCGGCAGUCCAGGCGGAGGAGGAGGAGGAGGAGGAGGAGGAUGUAAAGGAAGAGGAAAAAGACGAGGAGGAGGAAGAGGAGGAGGACUGUAAAUACCACAAGCCACCAGCACUGACCCCCGCUGAGGGCCCGCUAGCAGGGUCGCAAGGUCACGACAGGCCAGAAGGCAACUCCAGCCCUUUCGAGAACAAAGUCACCAUCUCCACCUUCGGGUCCAUCAUGCGCAUCACGUCGUCGUCGGGGCUCGGCAGCAGCAGCAAGAUCCGAAAGAUCUCCUCGUCGAGCGACUACAAACCCUCCAAAUCUCUCUGCAAGCCAUCCCAGCUGAGCACGCCGCCCAUCCUGGAGGAGGCCGACCCUGAGGACAAAGCCACGCUUCCACCGCCGCUGCCUCGAGAGAGGAGGCACCGUGGCAACAAGAAGAGCCGCCACGGCCCGGGGCGCCCGCGGGGGAGCAAGAACCGAGAGAGGAGGGGGGAGGAGGAGCACCACCACCACCAUCACCACACAGCGCCGCCUCCCCUAGCCUUAACCUCGUCGCUCUAUCCGAGCCCGUCCUCCAUCCCCCACCCCACCUUCUCCUCAACGCUGCCUCCCACCGCCACCUCUUCCACUUCCUCUUCUUUCUCCUCGUCCUCCACUGGUAGUUUUUCUACAGGCCGCGGCAACUCGCUGCUCGGCUCUGGCAUCUACUCCAGUCUCAAGGACCCUCUCACACUGGGCGGGGGUGUCUGCAGUACCCCCCUUUCCCUGGGUGGAGGGGUGUGUAGCACCUCCUUGUCCCUGGGAGGGGGCAUGUGUAGCACCCCUCUCUCCUCAGGACUCCUUCCAUCCCACUCCUCGCUGUCUCUUCCACCAGUCAACGCUGUGUCAAACACACAGGUGAAUCCAGGUUCCAGCGCCUCCUACAGCCUGACCUCCACUCAGCCUUUCACCAGCUGUCUCUCCACAGCCCUGACACUGCCGCCACUACUGAGCCAAGCCCAGACCUCACUGCCAGAGUCGGACCUCGAUGAUUGUCGCUUCCCAUGUCAGGGGAACUCACCGAGAGAGAGUCUUUCCUCGCAGUCUCCGAUGAGCUGUCUUCCUCUUCUGUUCGACCAGAGGGACGGGCUGGGCGCCGGAGUCAGAGCCCGUCCUGAGAACGUCCCUCCAGCCAGCUCUCACAUUGAUCUGCUGCUGGAGAAACACAGCAACGGAGAGAUGGGAGUCAACAUUAUGGAGAUGCUCCAGUCGCUGCACUCCCUGCAGCAGGAGAACCAGCGGCUCCAGGACCAGAUCCUCAGCCUGACGGCCAAGAAGGAGCGACUGCAGCUGCUCAACACGGAGCUGGCCGUGCCUUUCCCUCCACAGCUUCACUCCACCCAGGGCUCCAUGCACACGUCCGCCCAGAUCAACUUCCUGUCAUCCACCCAAGACCCCCUGAGCACCAAUAAGAGUCCCCUGCCCAAAAGCUGCUUCCUGAAUGACACCUCCUUUGUUACCUCGUCUGAGGAGCUGCACUCCGGUAGUCCGUCCCGAAGCAGCUCGUCUCUUUCCUUCCAGAGCACCCCCCCUCCUCAGCAGAGCCCCGCCUCCUUCGGGCAGCCGCUGCUGAACGGCUUGAAUCGAGGGUUGAACGACGGUUUGGGGGCGAUCGCUCAGGCCGGCGGCUCCGCACUGCCCGUGGUGGGCGGACUCAUGGCGUCUAUCGUGGGAAGUCCUCAGCUGGCCGUGAACGGCGUGCUCGGCAGUCUGAACGGAGUGAUCCAGUCGCCUGUGCAGAACGCUCCUCAGCCCGCGCUCCCGGCCCUGCGACCCCAACCUCCACCCCUCAACCCCCUGGCGCUGGCUCAAGGCUUUCAGCUUCCCAAGAGUGCGAGUCCGUCGCCGUUCCUGUCAGAGCAGCAGAAGCAGCUUCUUCUCGAGCAGCAGCAGCUGCAGCAGUUCCUCACCUCGCAGAACUUCACACCUGAGCAGCAGGCCUUGGUGUGCCAGAUGUUGCAGCAGCAGCGUCAGCGGGAGCUGCAGCGCCUCACGCUGACAGGAGCUCUCACCUCCACCCCCAACUCACCCAUGAUUGCCCAGUCACCCAACCUGCUGUCCUCAGCUACAGCCUCCCCCCUGCAGGGAGGCCAAGGAGGCGGGCUCUUCGGGCUGCAGGAGAACACGCUUCACAAACCCAGAGUGAGUAAUACUCGUGAUUGUCCUCCUGAAAAACUCCAGGAACCAAGAAACUCAGCAGCUCACUUCCAAGAGUUUUUAUCAAUCAUUGACAAGAGAGUAGAUAAAAGUUAAUGACAUGAAGUAGUGCCAUAUAAACACAUGGGCAGAAGAGGAGAAACACUCAGUGCAUCGUGGGAAAGUCCUCCAGCAGCCUUAGCGUAUUGUAGCAUAUCUAAGGGAAGGUUCAGGGUCACCUGAUGCAGCUCUAACGAUCUGCUUUAUCAAAAAGGUUCAAGCCUGGUCUUAAAAGUAGACAGGGUGCCUGUCUCCUAAAUCCAAACUGGGAGCUGUGUCUGUGUAGGUUCUCAGUCAUCCGGGUAAUUUACGGAGCAGAACUUGAAGAAGUCCAGUCGCUUUCCUUUUCAAGCUUCAUAGGAAACUGGUAGCUGGUUCCUCAGAAGAGUGCCUGAAAGCUGAAGGCUCUACCUCAGAUCCUCCUUUUAGAAAGAGCUACACGUAAGCUGCAGUCUGAGGGCAAAGUGCUCUGUUGGGGUGAUACGAUACCACGAGGUCUUUAAGAUAAGAUGGAGCCGUUUAGAUCCAGCUCUGGAGCUAAUGAAGAGAAGCUGAAAUCUAAAAUGUUCCACCCACCUCGGUAACACGUCCCACAAGUCCUUAAAAUCCGCUUAAAAUCCAUGCGAAUAUUUUAUGUCUUUACAAAUAUUUGUCCUAUUCCUACCCUACAUUCACACUCACAAAUUUUCUGCAUUUAUAUCAAAGCUCGAUUUUUCAUAUGUGAAUAAAAAGAUCUGACCAAUCAAAGCACUCCAUUUAGCAGUGCAGCUCAAAACGUGCACUGGUGCUGUAUAUACUUUACUACGUGUGGUUAAAUAGUACAGUUUCACACACAGCUCCAUGCUGCUCCGGUCAGUCGGCUCUCUGAAAUCAUUUCUCUGCCUCCUCAGACGUGAUCCCAACUCUGCCAACGAGAGCUCGAACUGACCCGCUGACAUCAUGAAAUGCAUAUGAAAGCGGCCGUGAUACAGAUUCAGCUCCUGGAUCAAACCACGAAACCUCAUACAGACUUUUGUCAGUGUGCGAAGGCGCUUCCGCAACAAGCUCGCAUCUGAAAAACUCUGAAUUUCAUGUAGCUACGCGCUCGGGGUGUAGUGGCCUCAAGUCCACAUUUAUUUCGCCCAUAUCUGGACAUCCUGUUAUACUUCAGAUGAAGGUGAAGAUGUGCUGGAAACCCUCUGCUCUCUGUGUUUUCAGGCUACUGGAGAGAAAGGUGGAGACAAGAAUGGCUGAUGUUUCUCCACAACACGCGAGCAGCUCCGAUGAAAACAUCAGGCAUGACGUGCCGCCUUGAAGAGGUCAAAUUUCCAGGACUUUCUCCUUCUCUGUCGUCUUUAUCUUAAGCCCUCUUUUAUGAAUGUACAACAGGAUGGACUUUAAUGUCAAGGUGAAGUUUUUCGUGUUUUGAAAUUCUUGAUAUCAGAGGUUCUUCUCAUAGGGUUUUUUUGUGUGUAGGCAGCUUUCAGAGAGCAUGAAUACAGUGGUCUCUUCUUAAAUUGCACUAAUUUGUUAGCUAGACCAAUGGGGCUGCUGAUGAAGGCAGAGUUCAUGAACCGAAGGUCUGAGUCUCUCUUCUCUGACCUCCCAAGCACUGACUGUUCAUGAAUUCCCUCCAGAGUUUCCAUUCAGUGCGUCAGCGAGGAAAAAAAGCAAGAAAAAAAAAAAAAAGCGGACUUCUGCCACUUCCUGCAACCUCAACUGUCUUCCUCGAUAUUGUGUCUUCCCUUUGUGUUCACCCCACUCAAUUUCAUCCAGAUCUUCUAUAUGUGAAGCCUCUCACGGGCACUUAUUAUGUAAAGGAUCAACAUACAAUCAUUUUUGAUGUGUGGUUAGUGGCAUUUCGACAUUAAGCUAGUUAUUACCUCAGACUUUGUAUUUUUCAUUGUUGACUUUUGUGCAGACUCAUUACCACAAUAGCCUUCACUGGAUAUAAAAUGCCCACCAAAAAGAUAUCUUGGUGUUUGCUCUAAGGUAUUAACUCAUGUAAAUGUAAAAAUGACACAGCACCUGCGUGUCCAGAAAGCCGCCAUCGUCUGCGGGCGAGCCCCGGGUUUUGUUCCAGACCACCACCAGAGUUUCUCAAGACUUUUAUAUCCUUCUAGUUGCUGUCGAGAUUAAGCGGACGAAACCAAACAUUUGGAAAUUGUAAGUAAGAAAUUAAUAGUUUUUUCCUAAACAAGUGUGCACUUUGCAUGUUAGUAGCUAACAGAGCAAAUUAGCCAUCAACACAGUACCUUCUAAAGGAUGCUCGGUACUUCAUAGGUCGCUAGGGACUAACAGGUUUUUGAUUUUUCUGAGUAUUUUGCACUCCUGUCCUGAAGUGUCAGUCUUUUACUGUCAUACAUAGAUAUUCCUUUCGUGUCCACCAACUAGCUGUUCUUUUAGCAAUACUGGAUAGAUAAUGCCUUAAUGAUGUUAGAUUUACAGAGGAAACCACGAGCCCAAAGGCUCACUCUCUUCUCGUCUUUCUUUGAUAACGUGUUUUUUUUAUUGCGGGUACACGGAGGGUCACGUUGUCCGACGAAAGCACUCUUCCUAAGCCCAUUUAUAUACUUUUGAUAGCUGACUGAUAAUUUCAACAGUGGAAAAACGUGUGAAGCGUAUAGUGGUGACUAAAGUGUCAAAGCAUUUUCUAUUGUGCGUUUUGUGUUGGAAUGUUUUUGAGUUGUUUGUGCUUCAGAGACCUGAGAAAAAGGACUUGUAGAGAAUCUGCACAGCAGUUUGAACCGCUCGUAAUGAAAGUGCUGCAGAAACAGAAUCGAUGUAGGAAACAGGGAGGCUGCAGGGCGACCGGGGGCAGCUGUGGCAUUUUGGGUUUUUUACAUUUUCUUUCACAACUCACAAAAUAGUUGCAUCAAAAACAUGACAUAUGUUGCAGUUUCAAUUAAAACUGCACCAGUUUAUCGUCUGUGGUGUAGACGAGCAGAAACUAGACGUUUGAUGUGUUUUUUGAGAAGACUUUUAAAACUUCAUCUUCUAGCUUUCCUUCCUUCUGUGUCAAAAUGAUGCUCUAAUGUAGCAUGACUGAACGAUCUGCGUUUCCUCUUUCUGCGCAGCAUUAAAAUAGACAAAAGGCAACAAUUUGGACACGAGCUCGUUAAUCCUGCCGGCGUGUCGACGCCCUAGCUUUCUGAUUGGAUACAUUAGCGUUGGGUGUUACAGGUGUCCCUGGUCUCCCCUAAUAAGCUUUUCCUUCCACUUUAUGAAGCAACACCUCCGCUUAGCUCAGUUUUACUAACAAAGGCUCGUCACCAUUUCACCUUUUUCGCCCUCAAAUGAAGGGAUUAUUUAAUUUCCUCCUUCCUUCAUUUGUCACUCUGUUUGGAGUCUUGAACAUGAACUCCCAUACAUGUGAUAUCUAUUUUUAUUUUAUUUUAUUAUGUUGUUAGCAGCUCAUGUAGACAUCAGAAGCUUCACGCAGCUCAAUGGUUGGUGAUAAAUACUGUAGCAAUGACAGAAGGAGAAUGUUGACAAAGACAUGAGCCAACGUGACUCCUGCUGGGAGGUCUGCAAUUUACCAAGUAUGACCAGCGCGACCACACGAUCGCCUGCAGAGCGGCGCGAGGGAUUUCUGAAACAGUUUCUUUCUCAUGUUGCACUGGGGCGCUUUGGCCCAAUUGUAAAAUGUUUUUUUUGUUUGUUUGUUUGUUUUUUUGAGAUCCGAGUUGUAUACUUUAAUAUGUUUGUGUAAAAACACAUUCAUUCUUUUAAGCUUUGAAGUUUGGGUAAAGAUAAUUCAUGUUAUGAAUGUCGUACUGUGUAUCUUUUAUGUAUUGCAACAUUUAAGCACCUGGCUCCGAGUGACGUCUGAUGGACGGCAAAGUUAACUAUCGGGAUAUGAAUUGCAUGAAAUGCAGUGAUGUCUCUCAAAUGUAUCGCUAAAUACCAAGUAAUAGCUAUGCAUAAUUUUAAAUGCAUUGUUCCCUGAAGAGAAAAAAAAAGGAAAUGAAAUGAGCACUGAAUUUAAAAAGGACAAGCACGUUGUCAUUGUACAGUGUAUUUGUUUGAGAGAAUCGAUUGAAGCAAAUUUGACGAUAUUCAGAUUAAAAUCCCUGUAAAGUAUUUUGAUAUUUUUGUGUGUAAAAUUAAAAGGACAGAUUAAGACAACUUUUUUUUGUCAAUAAAUGUA
This is a messenger RNA of Haplochromis burtoni (Burton's mouthbrooder), 7864 nucleotides long. RefSeq names its product MLLT6, PHD finger containing. Gene Ontology annotation, biological process: regulation of transcription by RNA polymerase II. Gene Ontology annotation, cellular component: nucleus. Gene Ontology annotation, molecular function: histone binding; nucleosome binding. NCBI's taxonomy places the organism in Eukaryota, Metazoa, Chordata, Actinopteri, Cichliformes, Cichlidae. The record is from RefSeq and is a predicted model, not a curated record. Bases 493 to 3792 code for a protein of 1099 amino acids. The transcript has 19 exons.